UGUGCGUAAAACUGAAGUUAAAACAAGGAGAGAUUUCCCCAGGAUUUAACAUAGCUAUGUAAUGAAAAAGUUACAAACGGUUAAUAGCUUCUUCUUUUUUUUACGCUCAGCUGUGCGUCAGCAAGCCAAAAUAGUUUGGGGCUUGGGACUUUCCACAACUAUGUUUACGCACAGGGGAAGCGUCUUGGGUUCAUUCAUGAGUCUAUACCAAUGGCUGAAAGCACAGCUCAGGAUCUGCUGUUUCUCUUGCCUUGGAAGCAUGCUGUGGACGUGACUGUAUGUACCCAGGUGGAUCAGUGACAGCUGGAAGAUAUGCUUGAUUGAUGGGAUGGAGUGACAUUUCCAAUGGGUGGAACAGAGCAUCUGUGGGUACUUGCUAGUUUAUGCCAGGUGGUCUUCUUGCUGACCUGUGAACAACAUUUAAACCCUGUUGAGGUUGAAGUUGUAUUUCAGUCCUUCCCUUCGACUAAAGGUCCAGACACCUACACAGUCACCUGCAGGACUGCAAGUAACCAUCUGGUGUAUGUGGAGCCCAUUGAUCAUUCAGCGUGCACCCCUGACUGCAAAAUGUCACUGCGAUUGGUUGAGGACCCAAGAGGAUAUACAGUCACACUGAGAGCCAGCAGAAAUGAUACUACUCUUGAGGCAAAGACUUUUCACUUCAUUCCAGUCUCCCUGUCCUCCCUUCAUGUAUACAGCACGGCAACUACUGCUCUCCUGACGUGGAAACUUCACAGACAACAAAGCCUAUCCACAUUGAGUCUAUACAGCACUCACACACAAGCUGUCGCACACGUCUUCAACAUAAACUCAUCGGAGGCAAACUCUCGGUACACAGUUAAAGGUCUCCAGCCUGGCACACGCUUCAAGGCCAAAGUUGUGGUGACUACAUUCAUCAAACAUCUUAAUAUGACCUUGAAGCAGAGACUCAGCCGUGGCAUGGAAACAGCUCAGUGCCCCCCUGACUGGUUGGCCGAUGGGAGAAGCUGCUACACUGUGAGAGCGACGGGUUUGACCUGGAGCGAUGCCCAGCACAGCUGCAGAGGCCUGGCUGCCGGGAGUCACCUGGCUGACUUUAAGACCGUGGAAGAUCUGCUUUUCAUAUCCUCUCACCUGCUGAGCCAUAACAACCUGCUGCUGUUAUGGACCGGACUCAAUGACCAGCAGGAGGAGGGGCGUCCUCUCUGGUCCGAUGGCUCAGCCUCUAACUCGACAAACACUAUGAUGUCAUUACUGCCAGCCAAUCAGACGGACUGUUUUGCCCUUCAGAGGAAUGCCACGGGGCCAGGAUACUUUCUCACUCCAUUCUUCUGUAACAUCCCCUUACCCUUCAUCUGCCACUGCCAGACUCCUCUAGUCCCUGCCUCAUUCUCCUUUGACCUGGCUCAGGUAACAGAGCAACAUGUGGAGCUUCGCUGGAGUGACCUCUCACCCUUCAACUCUCUUAAUCUUUCAUCUUUUGAGAUAUUCCUCCAGUACCAAGAGGAGGAAGAUGGAGAGUCGGGUCAAGGUGAAGAAGAGAGAAGCAGGAAGUUAAAGGACAGAAAGGGGACACAGAGCCAGAGCAGAUUUAAAAAAAUUGUCAGGGUCCCCAUUUCCCUCUCCUCCAGAGGGGUAACAGUGGCAGGUUUGUCUCCAGGGAGCGUCUACUCUUUCACCCUUCGAGCCUCUCAUCCUGCUGGCUCCACCUGGAGCUUGGGACAAACACGGACUGCGUACACUAGACCUCUUCCUCCUCAAAAUAUCACCGUCGGCCCCGUUACCGUCAGUCAGAUUAGUGUCCACUGGAUGCUGACAGAUGCACAGUUAAGGGUUGGAUGGACAUUUGUUGUGCGCUAUGUGGACAUGUCUUCAGGACAAGAGAGCAUAGUUGGAAUGAGCAACAUCUCCAGGUUAUCUGAGACCGGUGGGCUGCAGUCAUACACUGCUGUGAUUGGAGGGCUGGAGUCUUACAGGAAAUACAGGGUUGAAGUUUACACCGUCACCCAGCAUUGGAUCGAGAGCUGUGGACAAGCGCCUGUGACUGUACAGACUGCGGUGAGGGCCCCUAGCGGUCUUGUGGUAUUGAGCACGACAGGAAAUCUGACAGCCUGCUGGACCAGUUCACCUCCUGAUGACCCAUCAGAUGGUUAUUAUAUCACAUCCCAACCACAGAUUUAUCCCACUCCAGUCUCACUGUGGAUAAACCAGUCCAGUCCUGGUGCACUCUGGGUAAAUGAGUCUGUGUGUGUUAAUUUGGGCACAUCUACUCCAGGCCAGACUUAUGAAGUUGGAGUGGUCUCACUGAGGGGAAAGGACAGGAGCAAGAGGACCAGAGGCACACACACCACAAAUCCAAUGCCAGUUCAGGUAGCAAUCCCUCUUUCAGUGGGCACGACCUCAGCACUGUACAUCCAGCGUCCACAGCUGGGUCUGAUAGAUGGGGUGAAAGUGUGUGUAUGUCCAGAAGUGUGUGACAGUGUGUGUGAGGGAUUGUGUGGGAGCACAUGCGACUGGUACUCCCUCCCUCCUGGUGUUCAUAUCAUAACCCUGAGCAACCUCAGUCCAGGAUCAGAGCACCAGCUCGUUGUGUACAGCACAAGCCGAACGCAGAUGGGACCACCUUACUACACCCGUCCCGUUAGAACAAGUCUGGCUCCUCCUAACAGAGUGAGGGAAGGUGUGGUGACAGAUUCAUCCAUAGAGCUGCUUUGGGAUCCAGCACAAGGACAAGCUCACAGCUACGAGGUCAUCUGCCUCAACUGCAACCAUUCACACAUGGUGCAGAAGGUGUUCAGUCAGAGUGCAACGUUUUCUAGUCUGACUCCAGGCAAACUCUACCACUUUGCAGUACGAACAGAGAAGGAGUCCUUCACAGACAGUUCCCCUGUCACCAUCAACAUCACUGCAGCUCCCAGCCCAGUGGAAGUGUCUCUUGUCAAUAAAACCACAUCAUCCAUAUGCAUUCGCUGGAGUAUGGUCAGGGGAGUUGCGAGCGGACUCAUCCUGUCAAUCAAAAACAGAACAUCCAGCCAAGAGCUGAUCAUUUCUCAUCAGGAGACCAGAUCUUACAGCUUUGAAGGCCUCGCUUAUGGAAGCCAAUACACAAUUGAAGUGAUUAGCACACGCGGGGAAAGAAGGAGUCAACCUGCUACUAUGAUCCUCCAUACUAUCCCAGAGGUGCCACAGGAAAUGGCUCUUUCAGAGCAGGUAGUGACGUCUGUGUUCGUCACCUGGAGACCACCACCAGGACAGGUGGAGGGCUACAAGCUUGCUUUUGGCCUGCGAUCUUCGGACAGGAAAUCAUGGAGUGAGGUGCUUGUCCGGGGCACACGUUAUGAGAUCAGGGAUUUGAUCCCGGGGUCAGACUACAGUGUCAGCAUCCAGAGUGUGCUGGGCUCAGACACCAGUCAGGCGGUCCACAGAGAGUUCAGCACACGCCCAGCAGGAUUAUGCGCCCUUCAUCUAGGCCACAUGAACUCUUCUUCUGUCUCUGUGAGCUGGGACAGUGCGUUUGGAGAGUUUGACAUUCACAGAGUCACUGUGGCCAACACCUCAGUCACAAACACACUCACUGUGCCCAAGGAGGAGCGGGUUGCCGUGGUUACAGGGCUGGUGGACGGCUGCAGCUACAACGUGAGCGCCGAGAGAGUGAGAGGAGUGACAGCGGGGAGUGCUGCCUCUCUGACUGUAACCACAGUGCCAGCCCGUGUGCGAGGAGUGCGGGUUGUGAAUGUGUCUGCACGUGCAUUCUCGUUACGUUGGGAGCAGGCGGCGGGAUGUGUGGAUCAUUACCAAGUCAACCUGCUACCAAAUGAGGGAGAAGUCACAGUGCACCCUGCACGUGACGGAUACAUUCAGCUAACUCUGCCACCCGGCAUGGCCGCCUUCUCACUCAUCCUGCUGUUCACACUCUGCUUGGGACAGGUACACUCACAGGCUGAUGUGGUGAAUGUCAGUCCGGAGACACAAUACAGUGUAACGGUCACAGCCGCCUCCUCCUCCAACAUCAGCCCUGGAGUCAGCCGCAUGAUCAAUACUAAUGAGAGUGAUCCUGGUACACCUUUCGACCUAGAAGGAGAGCCCGUGGGCUCUAAUGGUAUUCUUCUCAACUGGGACAUGCCUCUAUCCGAUCCAAUCAAUUCCAAUAUUGAGGGUUACAUCAUCAGGUACAAGGAGGUGUGUCCCUACCCCGACCCCAACUUCACACAGGUGACCAUGUUGAUGGACACACCAGAGACCCUGAUCACUGACUUCACCUCAGGCUCUACAUACCUCAUUCAGGUAGCAGCCAUAUCUCCAGGUGGAGUGGGAGCCUUCAGCAAAUCUGUAUACAAAAAGACCGCUGAGUCCCCCCCUGGCCUGGUGACCAACUUGACAGCGUUUGCUCAGAACCACACCUUCGUCAUGGUUACCUGGUACCUGCCGCACCGCAUCAACGGCCUCAUCACAAAGUUUGCCGUCAAGGCUAAACACGCUCGUACUGGACAGACGGUCCGCACGCUGGAGGUCAACGCAGAGGACAUCAUGACCGGAGCGCUGCCUCACUGCAACGAUGCUGCCGAUAUCCUGUCCCGAGCAACUAUCAGUCCCUUGGAGAUAACAGCAUCGUCUUCAACCAUCACCCUCUCCGCCGUGCCCCCUGCAGCCUCCUGGAGUGUGCCCAUAUCAGUUGGAGUUGAUCAGCUACGACCUUACACCGCCUAUCUAUUCGAAGUGUCUGCCUUCACCUCUGAUGGAGAGGGACAGAUAGCCUCCACUAUGGUCCGCAUGCCAGAAUCAGCCCCAGAAGAUCCACCACAAAAAUUCUUUGUAUCGAAUAUGACGUCUAGAUCAAUCUCCGUGUCCUGGAGCUCUCCCAACAUUAUUACAGGAAAAUUCACCUACGUACUCUACCUUUAUGGACCCGCAGGAUAUAUGUAUGAGAACAACACAGCAGACACACGGUUUGCUCUGACUGGUUUGAACCCCUACACGGGGUACACGGUGGCCGUCCGAGCCAAAGCUGCUGGAGAAGUGGGUCCGCCAGCGCAGGAGGAUGUAAUUACACCAGCUGAAGCACCCAGUGCAGUGCAGGACUUAAUGGCAGAAGCUGAAGAUUCAGUUUCAAUCCUUGUGAGUUGGAGAAUCCCUGCCCAGCCCAACGGCCCCAUCACCCAGUACAAACUGCAGGUUCUGGUUGACGACAUUCUGCUGCAGGACAUCACCCUCUCUGCAGAAAUGAAUACAACUGGUUUGAACGAAGAUGUGACGCUUCCCCCUGACGUCAACAACAAUCCAGGGCGGCGUAAGCGAGCUGCUGAGCUCAGUGUGAUCACAUCACCGCCGACAUUCACGGCCACUAUUUCUGAUCGCACACUGCCCACUGGUGCGACUGCUUCCAGCCUCACACACUCUGGACAAAGCACUGACCACAUCACUAACACCAAUGCUCAACCAACUGCAAACUCCAUGGUCACUGAGAAGCCCAGCACCAGUUACAUUUCUGCUUCACACUCUAACAGCACAAAUAUUCAAUCUUCUGACUCUCCUGUCUCUGGGACCUCUGCACUUUCUCUUACCUCUGUGCCACCUGCUACACUUCCACCCUGGCUGACAAAGCAAACACAUCCUGGGGAUAUGACCUCAGAUUCCUCCCCCUUGGCCCUGACCCCAGGCCAGCUCCGUUUGUCCACACAUGAUGCAUCAAUUACGGGACAUUUUUCAACACGCAGUGCAGCCGCUUCUGGUACGACAGGUGUAACAGUGAGAGAGGAGGUGAUGGACGUUUUGUCUGAGGACUUGUCUUACCUGGUGUUGGAUCUGAAUCCCUUCACCGAGUACACGUUCAGGGUCACUGCUUCCACAACAGUGGGAGUGGGUCCUGCAACAGAUAUCACUGAGAAGACCAGGGAGCAGGUCCCUAGCUCAGUGCUCGAGGUGUCCUAUCAAAACAUCAGCUCCACCUCCAUACUAGUGAACUGGGUCCCACCACUCAACCCCAAUGGGCGGAUCACACAUUACACCGUCUAUGGCCUCGAACUGCACAGUGAUCAGGGCCUGCAGUGGGUUACUAGCACCGCCAGCAUAUUGAUAACAGAUUUGGACAAGUACACUGGUUAUAAGCUACGUGUAGCUGCAUCUACAGCUGUGGGAGAGAGCUCUCUGUCUGAGGAAGAUGACAUCUUUGUUCUCACCUUAGAGGACGAGCCUGACUCCCCCCCUGUGAACCUCACUGUGGUUGACACCAGCCCAUCCACCGCCACAUUGGCCUGGUCUACACCCGAACAAGCCAAUGGGGUGAUCAAACGUUACGAGGUCCUGUAUGAGAACGAGUCCUACUCAGCGUUGAUGAACGCGUCCUCUAACACAGUCACUCUGAUGAACCUGAUGCCAUUCUCCUAUUACAACGUGUCUGUGAUGGCGUACACGCGUUACGGCCACGGCAACCAAACAUCAGACACUUUAUACCUGCUGUCCGGAGAGGACGUCCCAGGCAGUCCUCCGUAUGGCGUUACUUACGAGUCGGUCAGUCCCAGCGAGGUGAACGUGACCUGGCAGCCUCCUCUGCUGCCUAACGGGGUCAUCACCCACUACAGCCUGGAGCUGUGGAAUUCCAGUCACAGCCUGAACCUCACCUCCCCAACCAACUUCAUCCACAUCACACAUCUGAGGAAGUAUGCACACUACUCCGUCAUGGUGCAAGCACACACGCUUGUCGGGUCCGGAAACUACAGCAGCGAGCCGCUCAACAUCACCACACUGGAGGAUGCCCCAGACACACCUCCUCAGUUCCUCCACGCCAGAAAGUUGUCAGAUUAUGAGGUAGAGUUGUCAUGGCAACCACCACUUGAAGCCAAUUCAGAGAUACUCUACUACACCGUGAGAGUUUGGAAUGAAACGACUGCGCAGUGGCAUAAUGUGACGGGGACAUCAGUGGUUAUUAAUGUAGACUCAGAGAGCAACUACAAUGCAUCUGUCUCCAGCUGGACCAGAAUGGGAGACGGAGGAGUGCUGCUCUACAUCACCUUUACCACCACCGAUGCAGAACCCUUUGACCCUCCCCAGAAUGUGACUUUUGCAAAUGCGACCGCCUCCUCCGUCACCUUGCUGUGGCACCCGCCUACUGAACCUAAUGGCAUUAUUGUACACUACACUAUUUACUACUCUGAAAACAACACUGUGGUUGAGCAGAGGGUUCCCAUUUCAGACUUAGCUGCACCGGCCUUUCCUGAUUCAGCCCUCUCUUACACUCUAACUCGGCUGAUUGGGGGCUUAAACUACACCCUGUGGAUGAGCUCUAGCACAGUGCAGGGGGACGGAGGGGUCCAGAGCGAGCCACUAACCCUGUUGUUACCAGAGGACGUGCCAAGUGACUCGGUCCACAACCUGACUACUAAGAGCUCCGGCUCCACAUUCAUCGUCAUCGCCUGGGACCCUCCCAUGGAACCCAACGGCCGUCUUAGCUACCUGCUCACCUUACAGGAGGCCGGCGUACCCCCGGACGCAUCCAACCAGGGGGCUCCAGCUGUCAACAAGACCAUCUUUCAUAACAGCUCUGAAAGUGGCUUCAUGUACACAAGACUCAAGAAGUAUUUCCCUUAUGUGUUCACUGUUACCCCGUCAACUGGUGCUGGCGCUGCCUACAACCAUACCAGCACAAUGUAUCUGAGGACAGAUGAUGAUAUUCCUAGUUCGGCUCCAAUGCUGGUGUACACCAGGAAUCUGUCGUCGUCCUCUAUCGCAGUGGUCUGGCAGCGCCCUCUGGAGGCCAACGGGGAGAUAACAGAGUAUACCCUCACUCUGUUUGGCCCAGGGGGAUCCAACACGACUACCCCCAACACCUCAUUCAUCCUCACCAACCUACUUCCAUACACAGCUUACAACCUCACUAUUACUGCUGCAACGCGUAAAGGCUCAGGGCCUUAUCUGCUGCUGCAGCUGCACACCGAUGAAGGAGGCCCCAUGUCCCCUCCCCGUAACCUGACUAUAUAUAACCACACAGACGUCUCUGUGUGGCUGAGCUGGGAGCCUCCUCUGGAGCCCAAUGGAGUGGUGAUACAGUACGGCUUCAGGAUCCGAGACCUCAUCACACACACCGUCACACACAGGAAUUCCUCUGGGCCGUCGACCACAGAGUAUCUCUCAGGCUUCAGGCCUCAUAGCUCCUAUGAGAUCAGUGUUUACAGUUACACCAGAGUGGGUCAUGGGAAUCAGUUCAGCAGCCCUGUGACCUUCACGACUAACGAGUCAGUGUCUGACGCUGUGGGGAACCUGUCUUGCUCAGGAGUGAGCUGGGAUUCAAUUCAGCUGUUUUGGGAACUUCCAGCCAACCCUAAUGGGCAGAUCAUUUUGUAUGAGAUUGUAGUGGAGGUAGACUCACAGUCCUACACACACCAAGCUCUCACACCAGAGUACAUAGUGACUGGGCUGUCUCCGGACCAGGAGUACGCACUCACCGUGGCUGCAGUCAACUCUGCAGGACCCGGAGACGGACUAAACUGUACUGCUUCCACUCUCUCUGAAUCAGCCCCAGCUGCCCCUCGCUCCCUCACCAUCUCUCAGGUCACACCUAACAAUGUGACACUUGAGUGGGCUCCACCGCUUUCCAUUCCCGGCCUGCUGAAAGAGUACCACGUCAUUGCACAGCUGCUUUCAACUGUUUGUGAACCAAACACAUUAACCACUGCGCAGCCUGCCCCUGAGGACGAGCUGACCUCAGACUGCGUGGACUCCAAUGUCACAGUGUCGGUGAAUGCUUCAGACGGCAUGGAAGAGCACCACAGCGUCACACUUCAAUCCCUGGCUAAGUACAGAUACUACCGCUUCAAAGUGGCCGCUGUGACCAACGCUGGAGUUGGAGAAUAUACACACUGGAAUUACGCACGCACCCUGGCUGGAAACCCUGAUGACCCUCCCCGGGAUCUGAAAGUGACCCCCACCUCCAACGGCUUUCGCAUUGCAUGGGACGCUCCAGCUGUUCUCUCUGGACCGACUUCAUAUCUUGUGCAGGUGGACGGUCCUGGUUUGAACAUCUCGAAAGUCCGAGCUCCAGGAGAGUUGACGACUGUCGUUGUGACUAGCUUGACUGCUUUCACUCGUUACUUGGUGACUGUCACGGCCUUCACUGGUCCAUUGGAGUACGCUGCCAGCGAAGGGAAAGCCAUCGGGCCUAUUGAAUUUCUAACGCUGGAGGAGGAGCCCAGAGACCCUCCCAAGAACGUGGUUGUGUCAGUUAUCCCAGAGGCAGUGAACCGUUUGAAGGUGACUUUUACCCCUCCAGAGGAGCCCAACGGAAACAUAACUGCCUAUUAUGUGUACAUCUAUGAAAAGGACCAGCUGGUCAAGAACAUCAGCCUUAAUAUCACAGGAAGAGACCAAAACAUGCUGACUGCUGUCAUAGAGGGCCUGAAGGGAGGACACAGCUACAGCAUACAGAUUUCAGCAAGGAACGGGGCUGGCAGGAGUCCACCCAGCCCCCUUGUCCAGAUAACUACAGGGAUCACAGCUCCGGCCAAGCCAACCCGAAGACCCGAGGCAGAGAUGGACCGUGGAGGGGUUGCCAUGGUAACCCACAGGAGUAUCACCAUCCGCAUGCCUGCCUGUUUCUAUAGGGACGACAAUGGACCAAUCACAAAAAUCCAGGUCAUCGUGGCCGAGUCAGGGGUGAAGGACAUCCAGAACCUGACCAACUGGAAUAGUGCAUUUUUUGGUCGUCCUGCCCCUUACCUGACCGACAAGGGGUUCCCCAACCCGCCAUGUUUAUCGGGGGACGGGGCUCCACUCACGGACGCACCUGUCAAUCUCGGUCGCAGUGUGUCUGGAGGCGGCCGGGCCUCGGCGAGGCAAAAUCACACUAUGACAAGAACGUACGUGAUCGGAGGGGACGAUGACUGUGUUAACAGCACUGAUCGGUUCUGCAAUGGACCUCUGAAGCCACACACAGUCUAUGUGUUUAGGUUCAGAGCCACUAACAUCAAUGGCCAAUACACAGACACUGACUACUCGGAUCAUGUCAAAACUGCAGUGAACGGGCUGUUGACCAGAGUUCAGCAGAUCAUUCUGGGUGUUGUGCUCUCCUUUGUCUUGGCUUUGCUGCUCAUCAUCAUCAUCUGUGGCUCCGUCAGGAUCCAUCAGCGCAAGAAGGAGGGCGGGACUUAUUCACCCAGAGAGGCAGAGAUCAUAGAGACCAAGUGUAAACUGGAUCAGCUGAUCGCUGUGGCAGAUCUGGAGCUGAAACAAGAAAAACUCAACCGGUAUUCUUCCUUCUUCUUUAGGCGGAAAGAGAUUUAUGUGAUCCAGCUGCUCAGCUACAGGAAAUCACUCAAGCCUGUCAACAAGAAGUCUUUUCUGCAGCACGUAGAGGAUCUGUGUGCCAAUGACAAUGCCAAGUUCCAAGAGGAGUUUGGUGAGCUUCCUAAAUUGCUGCAGGACCUGGCCACCAUAGACGCUGACCUGCCCUGGAACAAAUCCAAAAACCGCUUCCCCAACAUCAAACCUUACAAUAACAACCGAGUGAAGCUGCUGUCAGAACCGGGCACUGCGGGCUCUGACUACAUCAACGCCAGCUUUGUCUCAGGCUACCUUUGUCCCAAUGAGUUCAUCGCCACUCAGGGUCCUCUGCCUGGCACAGUGGCUGACUUUUGGAGGAUGAUCUGGGAAACGGGAACCCGCACCAUCGCCAUGCUCACGCAGUGUUACGAGAAGGGCAGAAUUCGGUGUCACAAGUACUGGCCAGAGGACAAUAAGCCCAUGUCAGUGUUUAGUGACAUUCUCAUCUCAAAAGUGUCGGAGGAAGUUCUGCCUGACUGGACUGUCAGGACCCUAAAAGUAGAAAAGAACGGGCACUACAUUCUGGUUCGCCACUUCAACUACACAUCGUGGCCUGAGCACGGAGUCCCAGAGUCCUGCAGCACUCUCAUUAAGUUUGUCAAAGCUGUCCGAGCCCACAGGCACGAAAACACCACCAUAGUGGUCCACUGCAGUGCUGGUGUGGGAAGAACAGGUGUGUUUAUCGCUCUCGACCACCUCAUUCAGCACGUCAGAGAUCACGACUUUGUGGAUAUUUACGGCCUGGUGGCUGAACUCCGCAGCGAGAGGAUGUGUAUGGUACAGAAUCUGGCCCAGUACAUCUUCCUGCACCAAAGCACGCUGGAACUUCUAAACAACAAAGGCAACAGCCAAUCCAUCUGGUUUGUCAGCUAUUCUGCUCUGGAGAAGAUGGACUCCCUGGAUGCCAUGGAAGGUGAUGUUGAGCUGGAAUGGGAAGAGACCACUAUGUAAAGACUGACUGGGGGACACCUUUGACUCCUGUUGGGAGGCGACCUCUGCACAGACUCUGGACUGGACCGCCUCCACCACUCAAAGUUAGAGGGAGGAGGAGGAGAAAAGAGGAAGCACUGUUUGAACUGAGCGAUCUGUCAGUCGACUAAGACUUUGUUGCUCCACUUCAACCCACUUCUCAGCACAAUCCUCCCUUUAAUGAACCUCCUGUCCGCUUGUUUUCAAAGAGAGUGAGAGAAACAAAAGGGAGACGGGGACAAAGAAUUUCAGGUCAGGUGAGCUGACUGAGAGCUUUGUCACAUCUGUAAGCCUGCAGGGACUUUGCACAAAAUGAUUUCACUGCAUAUUCUAAGUAUUGUAUUAUGUUGAUAUGAUCUAUGUUUUUGUAAGAUAAUUUAUUCAGCCAAAUGGUGUUUUUGUUUCAGUCUCAGUUAUUCUGACUAUGUCAAAGUGUUCACAGCAUUUUCGUUUUGUUUAUCCUUUCUCAAGAGUGAUUUUGAAAAAUAAAAGCAACUUGUAUUUUU
Messenger RNA from Sebastes umbrosus (honeycomb rockfish), 11765 nucleotides. RefSeq names its product protein tyrosine phosphatase receptor type Q (gene ptprq). The record is from RefSeq and is a predicted model, not a curated record. The transcript has 64 exons. The coding region runs from base 346 to 11241 and encodes 3631 amino acids. Gene Ontology annotation, biological process: protein dephosphorylation. NCBI's taxonomy places the organism in Eukaryota, Metazoa, Chordata, Actinopteri, Perciformes, Sebastidae. Gene Ontology annotation, molecular function: protein tyrosine phosphatase activity; protein binding.